Messenger RNA from Coniophora puteana RWD-64-598 SS2, 2643 nucleotides. RefSeq lists its product as uncharacterized. The transcript is spliced from 2 exons. The record is from RefSeq and is a predicted model, not a curated record. Bases 1 to 2643 code for a protein of 880 amino acids. Lineage: Eukaryota; Fungi; Basidiomycota; Agaricomycetes; Boletales; Coniophoraceae.
AUGCCUGGGUCCUUCCCUCAGGCGCAAUCGCGUGCGCAAGCGCACAAUGCCCAAGCUGGCGAGCCGGUGGCAGUACCUGUACUCUUGCAAGCACAGACCCAAGGCCCGCCGAUGCUUCCCCCGAGCGCGCCGACGCUCGGACAUCACAUCUCCGGCAGCCCUACGUUCGGCAUGGGUGUUGCCAUGGAUGGGGUGGGCAUGCGCAUGGGUAUUGGUACGGGUCCGCUCAGCCCCGGCGACUUCCCGCCGCUGCGAAUGGUGAAGCCGCUCCCGAAGCGGAGGCGCGUGGUCGGUUUACAUUCGCAUGGACAUGCGAUUCAGCACCAUCAUGGUGCGCCUCCAGCGCCGGUGCCGGAUAUGCCGCUCCCGCCUCUUCCAACACAUCCCUCAACAUUUAGCAUCGACACCAGAGUACGAGGGACCGAAGGCGGCGGAUUUGGUGACGAGGAUGGACAUGGGGGUGAGGGACAUGACAGGGGACGAUCGGUGGACGAAGAAGACCUGUACGGAGGGAUGUCGGCGAGCGCGAUGGAGAGCAUUGCGGGCGAGCUGAUGGCCCACGCAGAUUCGUACGCGGGGCAGAUGGCGCUGCAGAACUACUACGAGAGCGUUCUGAGCGCCGCUGCCUCCGCCUCUGGCGCGAGCGCAGACAUGUUUCGCGCGGCGGGGCUCAUACCUGGCAGUCCGAUUGGACAGGCAGGCCCGGGCGAAGCCGAGGCGAGCGCGACAGACCUCGAACAGGAGUUCGACUUUACACCCUACGGGCGGGACGGCUACAUUGCGACGCCUGCGUACGGCCAGGCUGCACACGGGCUCACGAACUACGGUACCACCACUGCCUACUACCCAGGUCUAGACGUUGCAGGCUCUACGGGCGCGGAAAAAAGGCAUGGUGCCGCCCCUGUUCCGGUUCGGCGGGUCACGAGCACGAUCUACCGCAAGGAGCCGACGCAUGUGGACCGCGAUCAGGGCGCGGGUGGGGAAGACUACCUCGACCAUUUGCAGCAGCCGAAGAACACGAAGAAGCGCAAGGUGCCCGCGAACGCGUCGUCCGCCGCGCAGGGGCGCGAGGCAGCGCCGGCUCUCGUGGGUGUCGGUGUCGAUGUCGACGACCCAACGCUGCUCGAUCCGAGCGCGACUGCACAUCUUGGGUACGGAAGUGGGUCGAUUGCCACGGGCGGUCGAGAAGAUCGGGAAGGGGAGAACGGCCUGGCUCUCCUUUCCUCGGCCGCUUAUGGCGUAAGCACCGGCAUGGGAGUGCCUGGUGCCAGAGGCUUGCGCAGGCAGCCGCGGGUAUCGGCGGCCACGCUCGAUGGGCUGCAGCACAAGGAGCUCGUACGCCAGCGGAAGCGACAGCUGUCUGCCGUGCUCGAUGCGCUUUCGCUCGGGGACACGUUCGCGCUUGAUCAGGCGCUGUCCUCGCAUAUUCCGUUCGCGCCUGCGUUCAGCACGGGCAACAGUAACCCGGACAGCAAGGUACACUUGUCGAAGCGUACUGGUCCGCGCGUGUCGCGCACUACGAGGGUACUUUCGGACCACCACCAAGACGCGGAGGUGGAGGUGGAGGAUGAGGGCAGGGGUGCGGUUCCGCCCAGUGGGAAUUUCACGUUCGAAUGCUCCAGUGCGACUUCGGAACGGCUUGCAUCUACCAAAGAGGAGGUGGCCUCGCUUCGUGCACGGUUCGAGGAUGAGCUUGCCCGACAGAGUGCACAGGCUGCUGCAGACGCGGAGAAGCAGCAGGAAGCCAGCAUGCCGCAGACCCCGACAACAACAAAGGGCACCAAGUCCAAGAAGACUGACAGGGAUGCACGCAUAGCGCCUCCCCAGCCUGCGCAAGGUCAGAUGCAGACGCAGGCACCGGAACAGACCUCAAGCGAGGUUCCCUCACUCGCAUCGCCAGACAUCGACGCCGCGGUGGCGCUUCAGCAGCCCAAGACAAAGAAGACGAGCAAGAAGAAGCGCCGGAACGCACUCGCGAUAGCGUCGAACCCGCAUCACCGCAAGAACUACGUUCCUUCGCGCUUACCCUCCCAAGGCGGACCAGCCAGCGCUGCGCAGGCCGCGCAAAACUCUGCGAACGCGCUCGCGCCCCUCCCGAUGCGCUUCCUCUCCGCCAAGCUCGCGCCCUCGCGGCGUUCUCGCAAGAACGGCCGUGGCACAGACAGCGUGGUUGACGGCUCAGAUGCAGGCGGUGACACCGCAAUGCAGCCAGCUGCGAAGGACAGGAAGGCUGCUGCCGCUGGGGGCCCGCAGAUUGUGAACGCCGCGGACGAGUGGAUCUGCCCGUUCUGCGAGUACGCGCUGUUCUUCUCGGACCGCUCCGGGCCGGAAUACCGGCGCGCUGUGCGCGGGCGGAAGCAGAUCUUGCGCAGGCGGCGGAGGGCCCAGGAGCGUGCGGCGGGCGGGUUGAGCGGGUCAAAGGGUGCUGCUGCUGCGGGCGGUGCGAAUGCGAAUGUGAAUGCAAACUCGAAUGGAGAUGCGAACGCGAAUGCUGUGGCGCCUGAGCAGCCCGAGGACGACGAUGUGGAUGGUGAGGAGGAGGAGGAGGGAUAUGGCGAGUAUGGUGUGGAAGAGGAAGAGGAGGCACCGGAUAUAGGCAGAGGUGGAGCGCAUCGGAAGGGUGUUCGUGCGGGUGCUGGAUGA